Messenger RNA from Impatiens glandulifera, 1652 nucleotides. RefSeq lists its product as uncharacterized. The transcript is spliced from 5 exons. Lineage: Eukaryota; Viridiplantae; Streptophyta; Magnoliopsida; Ericales; Balsaminaceae. Gene Ontology annotation, biological process: base-excision repair. Gene Ontology annotation, molecular function: DNA-3-methyladenine glycosylase activity. The record is from RefSeq and is a predicted model, not a curated record. Bases 303 to 1454 code for a protein of 383 amino acids.
AGAAAAGUCCAUUACUGUCAUUGCCAUCGUCCCUUUCUAGAUCGAAUCCAGAAAUCAAACACCGGCCAACUGGAGAAGAAGAAGAAGAAGAAAGACCUAACUACUUACUUAGGUUCUCUCUCUAUCCGCCAUUGUUGACUUCCAAUUUCAUCUUAAACCACCUGCAUUUCCCUUCUCACUUCCCCUUCUCCACUAUCUAGGGUUUCCAACUUCACUUAUUUUUCAAAUUCAAAUCAACAAUGCAGGUUCGCACUCUUCUUUUAUUCUCAUGUUCUAUCGUUUCUACGUAAAUCAAAUCUAUUAUGAACUGUGCUGAGUCGGAGGCAAGGGAGGUGUUAGGUCCGGCUGGGAAUAAGACAACGCCGAUUAAUAAUAAUACACGAAGUCAGGUCUCGAAACCGCUAAGGAAAGUGGAGAAGACGAAGGAAUUGAAUGAUGUUAAGACGAAGAAAGUUGUUGUUAAUACAAUGGGAGCUUCACAGUGUUUCACUUCACCGCCGGUUGUGAAGCAACAUGAACAUAAGCUGUUAAGGUCGAAUUUGUCGCUUAAUGCGUCGUGCUCGUCGGAUGCAUCGACGGAUUCGUGGCAUAGUCGUGCUUCGACUGGGAGGUUAAAGAGUUUGACUCCGACUGCAAUGCGGAGGAAGCAAAACAGUCCUAAGUCGGAGAAGUUUGAUAAACUCAUCGCAGAUGCUGAUUCUUCACCGGUUAAAAGAAGGUGUGCUUGGGUGACACCAAAUACUGAUCCAUGCUAUUCAGCCUUCCAUGAUGAAGAAUGGGGUGUCCCGGUACAUGAUGACAAGAGGCUGUUUGAACUGCUGAGCUUUUCGACAGCUCUGGCCGAACUUACAUGGCCUGCUAUACUCAACAAAAGGCAUGCUUUCAGGGAGGUAUUUGUGGAGUUUGAUCCGAAUGCUGUGUCAAAAAUAAAUGAGAAGAAGUUUGUGAUGGCAGGAUGCCCAGCGAAUUCACUUCUGUCAGAACUAAAGCUGCGUUGCAUUAUCGAGAAUGCACGACAGAUGUGCAAGAUAAUAGAAGAGUUUGGGACGUUUGACAAGUAUAUAUGGGGGUUCAUAAACAACAAAACGAUAGUUGGACAGUUUCGAUAUGCUCGUCAGGUGCCAAUAAAGACAUCGAAAGCAGAUGCGAUAAGCAAGGACUUAGUGAGAAGAGGGUUUAGAGGUGUGGGGCCGACAGCAGUAUACUCGUUUAUGCAGUGUUGUGGAAUGACCAACGACCAUCUGAUAGGUUGCUUCAGGUUCCAUGACUGUAUUAAUAAUAAUAGUAAUCUAAUUGCUGCUGCUGCUGCUGCUGCUGUCUGUGAUGAGGAGGAUAAGAAGAAAAAGACAAUCAAGAACGAGGAGAUUGACGACCAAGAAGAAGAAGAAGAGGCGAAGAGGAGCGAGCAAGUGGUGGAAGAAGAAGAUCCAUUGGAGCUGCUGGGACUGGUUUGAAUAUCGAUUAUUGUUAUCUCCGAUUGUAACUAACUUGUUUCAUUUUCCUUUGUUUGUACUGUUGUUGUUGUUGUUGUAAUUGGGUGGGCAGGGCAGCAUUGACUGACUAGAGAAGAAAAAGGAAAACUGGUUUCUGUACAAAUGAUGAUGAUGAUUCUUAUUCAGAGUUUCUUUAGUGUUUUUUUUAGUGCUAUUAUU